ACAGAUAAAUACGAAAAAGCAUCAUGGAAUCGUGCGGGAUGAAUGUUAUCAAAUACAUCCUCUUUAUCUUCAAUUUAAUCUUCGCGAUAUCUGGUAUAGGUAUUAUUGUGGCUGGUGCGUUGGUGUUAAUAAAUGUCGGCGAAUUCGAUCAUUUCAUGGAAAGCAGGAUAAUAGCACCGCCUAUAGUGCUUAUAGUAGCGGGAUCAAUUGUUUUCGCCAUAGCUUUUCUAGGAUGUUAUGGAGCGAUAAAGGAGCAUUAUAACAUGUUGCUUGCAUUUGCGGUCGCAUUGUUAAUAAUCUUCAUAAUUGAGCUCGCGGUGGGCAUAGCGGCGGCAGUGUUAAAAAGCGAUUUCAGCAUAGAGAUGAAGAAUACCCUAAAGGAAUCGAUGAAAAACUAUACGGAGACUGACAAGCAAGCUUGGGAUAACGUGCAGAAAAAGCUGCAAUGUUGCGGUGUGGAUGGUCCUAGAGAUUGGAUUGAAUCUAGUGGAGCAUAUCCAGCAAGAGAAUUCCCGUCAUCUUGUUGCGAUGAUAGAGUAUCGAUCUGUCAAUUCGUUAAUGCAAAUACAGAAGGAUGCUUUAAGAAGUUGGAAAUGAGAGUUCAAAAUGGAGCGACAGUCUUAAUCGGUGUGGGCAUCGGAAUAGCUUUUGUGGAGGCGAGUAAAAUUGCCGGUAUCGUCCUUGCUUGUUGCCUCGCAGCGGCUAUAAAAAAAGAAAGCGAUAAAUGA
This is a messenger RNA of Mycetomoellerius zeteki, 728 nucleotides long. Its product is annotated as CD63 antigen. The coding region runs from base 24 to 728 and encodes 234 amino acids. The record is from RefSeq and is a predicted model, not a curated record. Gene Ontology annotation, cellular component: plasma membrane. The transcript is spliced from 5 exons. Lineage: Eukaryota; Metazoa; Arthropoda; Insecta; Hymenoptera; Formicidae.